Messenger RNA from Schistocerca americana (American grasshopper), 6895 nucleotides. RefSeq lists its product as uncharacterized. NCBI's taxonomy places the organism in Eukaryota, Metazoa, Arthropoda, Insecta, Orthoptera, Acrididae. The transcript is spliced from 8 exons. The coding region runs from base 504 to 3089 and encodes 861 amino acids. Gene Ontology annotation, molecular function: monocarboxylic acid transmembrane transporter activity. The record is from RefSeq and is a predicted model, not a curated record. Gene Ontology annotation, biological process: monocarboxylic acid transport; transmembrane transport.
GUAGCGAACCCCUUUCCAUUUAGUCGUCUGCCUGCUUUCGCAGAGCAAGAAGAACUUUGGUGGUGAUAACAUUUGUGUGUGGAACUUCCUCAGUCGUCGGCCUCUACUGUUCAUCUAUACGCACAAACACCGUAUGGUGGCGUCUGCUGCCUUUGGUUACUGUAACCCAAGGAGACAACUUCUCUCCUUGAUGAGUGCCCUGCCACACACAACUCGUGAGAGCAACAGUGUGACAAGCUUGCUACAGGGUUGGCCUAGACGUUGGACAAAGACUGUUCGUGAGAUUCCUUUAGAUUGAGCAGUGUGCCUUCUCAGUCAACUAAGUAAUUCAUUGGAAGGAAAUUGUUGCAUGGAGCCUAUUGCAGGCAGUAGAGGUUUUUAGUAAAUAGUAUCUACAUAGCAGUUUUUGCUUUGUUGUACCUGAAUAUUUUGUGCCUGUAGUUACCGCGCCCUUGUAACUUUGAAGGUUCUUUUUUAAAUUUGUGCCAUUUGACUUUUCAAUCAUGGUACCACCUCCUGUGUUUGAUGGCACCUCAGAGUUGCUAUCGACUGAUGUACCACAGGCAGCUGAAUCGGAUAACCAAACAGCAAGUUCCUCCCCACUUUCGAAGUAUGCUACCCCAAGAUCAUGCAUAAGCCAGUCUGAAUCUGACGAGACACCAACCCCAUCAACUGCUCUCCAGACACCAGAAGAGACAUCUCCAGAAGAUGAGAAAAAUGUAGUAAUAAAUUCACGGUCUCCAAAGAAGUCACAGGAGAGAGAUUGUCCUGAGUCGUCACCUCUUUUGGCCCAUGAUACAAAGUCACACACUCCACCUCCUGCUUGGUCACCUCUACAAACACCACCACUAACAUCCUCGGAAGAGAAGAAUGGCUCAGUGGUGGUCACGGAAAACCCAGCAUAUGGCUUGGGAAAUGGUGGUGUGAAAUUUGAGGAAGGUACAAAGGAACCAGAUAGUGAUGAUGACCGUGACAGCAUAUGUAGCAGCAGCCAUUCAAGCAAAGAAGAACCAGCUAAACCAAAAAUUCCAGAUGGUGGUUGGGGCUGGGUGGUGGUGGCCUCAUCUCUUGUCAUCAGUAUGAUAGCUGAUGGCAUCAGCUUCUCUUUUGGUCUGCUAUAUAUAGAAUUUCUCAAGCACUUUGGUGAAAGUAAGAGCAAGACAGCAUGGAUUGGAAGUCUUUUCAUGGCAGUACCUUUGUUGUCAGGGCCUAUUGGAAGCGCACUUGUUGACAGGUAUGGCUGUCGCUGGAUGACAAUAACUGGUGGCCUCGUUUCAGGCCUUGGAUUUACUCUGAGUGCUUUUUGCAACACCAUUGAGAUGAUGUACUUGACGUUUGGUGUGAUAGCAGGCCUAGGUCUGGGACUGUGCUAUGUGACUGCAGUUGUUAGUAUUGCGUACUGGUUUGACAAGAAGCGGACUUUGGCAACUGGUCUGGGUGCCUGUGGGACUGGUGCUGGAACAUUCGUUUAUGCUCCAAUGACAACUUACUUCAUUGAGACAUAUGGUUGGAGGGGAACGACUCUGCUUCUGGCAGGAACUUUCUUCAACAUGUGUGUCUGUGGUGCAGUGAUGCGUGACCCAGAGUGGUGGACACUGGAACAGCAGAAACAGUCUGCACUGUCCAAGUCAGCGCGCACCUCAUCCAGUUGUGGGUCAAUUUCAGCCAGGUCAGAAGCCAAUGACUUUCCUGGUGUUGAGGAAAUUCGUAAACUGUUAAAAAGUGGCCAAACACCAGAAUACAUACUAACAACACUAGCCACUUAUAUAACAUCAGAUGGUCCAGAGUUGGAAACUGGCACCAAAGAUAAAUCUGAAGAUGGCUUGAAGACUCCAGUAUACAGCUCUGUUGUCAACUUGCCAACAUUUGUCCGACAGAGCGAAACGGUGCCAUUGGAAGUUCUGGAAUCAUUAAGUGCCAACAAACGCAUUUUUAAUGUGAUACUGGAAAACUAUCCAAGCCUGCUCACAUGCCGAAGCAUUUCAGACAAAGGUUUAAACCUCUUACCAGCACAAGAUAUGGUGGCACCUGAUGCCCGUGUUCCUGUCACAAUGUCCAUGCGUAUUAAGAGGCAGAAAAAGGAGAAAGAAGCACCUCAUGUGGAAAGUCAAGACCCGUCUGCUGCACCAUUACUAAAUUCAGCUGCAGCUUCUCAUGCUGUUGUUGUUAAAACACAAAGUAAUCCAGUUCCAGCUAUCCGUGAUACCCAGCAAAACUUCAAGAAGCAGAUUUGUACUGCACCUACAGCCCCACAUACCAACUAUCUGAGAGGGAUUCGUGUCCACAGGAAUUCUGUCAUGUAUCGAGGAGCUACUCUCAACACCAAUAAAUAUAGGUUGCGUGCAUCAUCCUGCCCGGACAUUUAUCGGAAUUCCAUGACAACGAUAGCAAAGGAAACCGAAGAGAAAUGGUAUUCGGAUAUUCUUGAAAUGAUGAAAGUUAUGGGAGAUUUCUCAAUGUUUCUAGAAUGGCACUUUUUCCUAAUGUCUUGGUCGACUAUUAUUCUGUUCACUUGGUUUAUUGUGCCAUACUUCUACUUAGCUGAUUAUGUGCGAAUAUACAACUACUCGGAAUCAGAAUCAUCUAGUCUGCUUAGUAUAAUUGGUGUGACUAACUGUGCUGGAAUGAUUAUCUUGGGUUGGGCAGGUGAUCAACCAUGGAUGAAUGUACAGAAGUCAUACUCUGUGUGCCUGUUUUUAUGUGGCACAGUAACAAUGUUGAUACCUCUUGUGAUUCAGUACUAUUGGCCAGUUGCUAUAUUGUCAGCCCUCUUUGGUUGGUUUUUUGCCUCCAUGUUCUCUUUUACACCAGCCAUUGUUGUGCAACUGAUUCCAUUAGAACGCUUCACACCGGCAUAUGGGCUUAUUUUGCUGUGUCAGGGUAUUGGAAAUCUCAUUGGACCUCCAAUUGCAGGAGGUUUAUUUGAUAUAACUGGUGUCUGGGACUAUUCAUUCUACAUGGCUGGAGUCUGGAUCAUUUUCUCAGGUGCCCUAAUUGCAUUAAUACCUAUGACUAAAAACCGUGUUAUGUGUUGUGGUGGAGUACUGUCUAUGGAGCGUGACCGUGGGGACUCCGUCAGUAUGGCAUAGGUGUACUUAAAGACAGUCUGUAAAUAGAAUGGAUGGAUGUUGCUCUUACAGUGUGUAAGUCGAAUGACAUUAACAGUAUGUCACUGUAUGCGUAAAGUCUCUAUAAGGAAAAAAGUCAGUAUCUUGUAUUAUUAUUAUUACUGUACUUAAAUUUUUCCCACAUUGGAGAAAUUUUUUUGGAAUAAUCUUACAUUUAAAUUUUUACUUGUAGUGUGAAUGUGCGGCUUUCAGCUGCAUCACGGGAUGGUAAAUGAACAUUGUUAAUGAGUAACAAUGAAAUAAGACUUCCUGUACAAUGGAAAAUUGUUUGGCACCACAUUGCUGAAGUGCAUUAAAUGCAUGAAAACAUAUUGAUCUGGAAGUUACGUAAAUUAUUUUGCUGUCAUAAUUGCAAACAAUUUUUUCAUGUGUUUUUGUGGGCUUCCUGUCAUAAUUUCUACCAUAUUAAGAGAACCGAGGUGACAUGGAGGUAGAUACACAAAUCCUUGUACGCUUAUUGAUUAAUUAGAUGACACAUCCUAUGAAUAGGUGCUGUACACUAAGUUUCAUUUUGAAGUCCUGCUGUUAUGUUGCCAGUAUAGUAUUGUAUUUCCAGUCCACAAUGGCAGUGCAUGACAAGUAGAUGUAGAACACAUUCAUUACAGUGGUAAGAAUAUGGGUGUGUCCUACUACUUGGCAGGAUGACACAUCUCUUCCCAUAAAAUCUUGUUGCCCUUGUCUCAUUACCUACUUUGAAAACCAUGGAUUUAUAUUGUAAGGUCUGUCAUUUCAGUGUUAUACUGUAAUGAUUGUUUAAAAUAUCAUAUUCUUGCAUAUAAUACAUUUUGUAAAUGCAUAUAUAGUACCUGUAAUCGCUCUAUAGUAUAAUCAGAUUUCAGUCAACAUUUUAGCUCCCAUAAUAUGUUACACAUUCAUUGCCAUUGUGACCUGAAAAUUGAGAAAAGAGCUAUAAUCACUCUGGGUGCUUCAAAAUAUGCUAAAAAAGUGUUGAAUGUCAGUGGAUGUAUAAGAGAUUCAUCUGUUUUUGUGUACUUAAACAAUAGUGUGAUUUAUAUGAUCAGUGUAGUUCUAUUCAGAAUCGCAUUGUUACAGUUUGUCAAAACUACUACUCAUUUUGUUGUCUUCAUUUUAUUUUACACACACAAUUGUAAUAAUCAGAAAUAUUUAAUUUUAUGUGAGCUGGGAACAGGAAUACACCAAAGAUAAAUGGACUGAGCAUUAUCUUCAAUUGCUGCUUAAUGAUUGUGUGUAGCUGUAAGUACAUACAUGGACAGAGGAAGAUGCUUUAUGUACUUGUUGUGUGUUUCUGGAAACAAAAUUGUGAUGUGAAAGAAGACUUUAUCAUGCAUAAAUGUUAACAAUUAUAUACUAACUAUUUUUCAGAUAUGACAAAAUUUUAUUGUCUGUACUUAAUUAGUUUCAGGUAGAACUACAAAGACUGUGAAUUUUGCAUCAGAAUUAUUAAGAAAUUUGUUUAUUUUUUACUUUUUAUGUAAGAAGAAUCGAAUAUAUGUCAUGAUGAAAGGUUCAGAGAUGUUGUAUUCCUCUUAAACAACAGUGCCUUGUAACAUGAAAUGUUGUCCAUGAUUUACAUGACAAGACAAUUUUUAAUAUAGGCCUUCUCAACAUGUAUUACAUACUAGUGACCCACCCUGGUUUUGCAUGUGUAGUACUACGUAUCUAUGUCCAAACAACUUGUUGUGGCAUAGCGGCAAUUUUGUUUAUGGGUCAUUAUGUAACGUUAUGAUUAAAAUUCAGAUGUUAGUGUUAGUGCCCGACUCCUGCAUCUGUUUAGUGUGAGCUACCUUUUGUGUGUGAACUUUUUCCAUGCACACCCCUUAAACAUUAAUUCUAUACAAAGAAAUCUGUUCUUACCAGCUUAAUGUCUGAUAUGUUCUGCAUCACAGGUCGUUUAGCAAGUCAGAAGUAGCUCAUGGUGGCCUCCCAGCAGUGAUAGCUUGCAUUGACCUGGUGCUGCAGUCAGGCAGCCUUAUACAUUUCUCCUGUACCCAUAUACCUUCCUCGUGAAGCAGUCUGUCUGCCAGUGAGCUACAGCAGGGGUCUUAACUUUAUAUCUGUGCAGAAGAUUUGGUAUUAACCGCCUGAUGAAAUUCAACAACAGUGUUUACUUUUCUUUUAAAUCAUAGUACUUUUAGGCAUGCGCCUGUUUUACAGGCAUAAGAAUUGAUAGCAACCUGUAUGAAUGAAAUUCAGAAUUAAUUUGUGAAUCUGAAGUUACAUGUGCACAGGCUCUUCCAUUAUCUCUUUUUUUUUCUUCAUCUUUUGCAUGUAAAUUAAUUUUUACACACAUUAAUACUGCUCAUCCAAGACUGUUGUAGAACUGACAUUUCACAGAGUCUGUGGAAGUUUGAAUACGUCGGUUUUACAUUGCAUGAUUUUAUUCAUAGAUUUAUGUGUAAGUGAAAUGAUCUAUUUCAUUGCUGCCUCAACCAGUGUUAUUCUGUAUAUGUUGAAAAUUGUUUGUACCGGAAAACUUGAAAUAGUUUAUGGCUAGCACAGGUGGAAUUUUCGGAAAAUAUGUUAUAAAUCUAGGUGUUUCUUAAUUUUCCAGUGGAGUAUGAGAAAUUAGAUGAAAGAAAAACUUUUAUGUAAGUUCAUUCUCUCCUUUUGGAUAUGUAGCUUACAUCCAACAUAUUAAGGUUUUAUGUUUGUGGUAGGAAAUUAUUUAGUGUGACUAAUAAGUGUAGAAAACGUGUAAUCAACAAAUUAGGAAAAAUGGUAGGAUGUCUAAGAAGUUUCAUGCAGUAUGAGUUACAGAUAUUCACUUUUGUUCAGAAAGGAAGUAGAAACACAGAGUUCUUCUUGUAAGAAUUCAGCAGAUUGUACAUUUAUAGUGUAUUCUUCUGGGACUCUCAGUACCAUGCACUUAAUGAUGAUCUUUUUUAUAUAUAUAUUUUGGUAGCCCAAUUACUUCAAGAAAUGAAGAGUAAUUAAUUAAAAGAAAUAAAUGAAGAUUCAAGUAUGAAAUGUAUUUUGUUGAAUGGAGUAGCUUGCUUUUUCAACUUUUCAAAUAUAUCAUUUUUGUGACUGUCAGACAGUAUGAAUUACUUAAUUAGUUUGGAGAUGAUUGGAAGCAGAGAUGAAGGUUCGCUAGCUCAGAUGCUACUCUCAUUGCAUCCUGUUAACUAUUUUUUCUUAUGCAUGUAUACAAAAUUAAUAAUUAUUAUUUGUUGAUUUUGUCAGAGAAAUGUCAUUGCAGAAUGUGUAAAAAAAAAAUGUAACAUUGGAAGAAAUCUGAAACUGGUACUUAAAAGCAAGUGAUUUGUUGUUCAUCGUGAGAUAUUGAUAGUGAAGAAUGAUUAUAUCUAGAGUGCUUAGUGUUAUAGUACCACAUUGUUUUUUGUGUUAUGUUGUCAUUUGUCUGCGUAUGUGUGAUUUGAAAAAGUAUUACUUUCAGAUUUGUGAAAUAUUGUGAUGUAAUAAAUGAUAUAAAAUGAAACUUAUUUUUUAAUGACCAGUAUUUUGUUUUGUACCAAGAGUUUGUGUUAAUUCUUUUUCUGUACUGUAUGUGUACUGUUUUGUAAAAGAAAAAUGAUGUAACAUUUAGCUAUUUUUUAUAGCUUGUUUAAUGCAUGUUCACUUGAUUUCACAACUGUCAUAUCUCAUGUAGGCAAGUACAUAAUUUUACAAAGUGAUGUGUAACUAGUCAUUCAACUGACUUCAUGCUUGGUCAGAUGUAAAAAGUGAGGUAUUUAAUACAAACCUUUUUACCAGUGUACAAAUAUUUCAUUAAAGAAAGUAGUGUACAUUCUUUGUUGACGAUUAAACAAUUUCAUUAUUUUAUA